Molecule: messenger RNA, 2234 nt
Organism: Columba livia (rock pigeon)
Lineage: Eukaryota; Metazoa; Chordata; Aves; Columbiformes; Columbidae
Product: cilia- and flagella-associated protein 53-like
Exons: 8
Coding region: 16-1686 (556 amino acids)
Source: RefSeq, a predicted model, not a curated record
GGCCCCUCGGCCGCCAUGUCACCCGCACAUCGUCCCUCAGCCCGCCCGCAGCAGCGCACCCGGCGUCAUGACGCCACUUCCGGCGCGGCGCUUUGUCACGGCAACGGGCGGCGUGUCCCGCCUUCCCCGGCCAUGGACGCGCGGCGCCGGCAGCGGCCGCGGUGCCGGGAGGUGCCCGGGCCCUUCCCGCACUCCACGGCGCUGAGAGCCAGGUCUCCUAAAGAGCAAACCAGUGAAAACGUUGCCUCCGCCCAAAGACGGGAAGAAAAAGAACUUGAAUAUGCCAACCUCUUAAAGCUCUACGCCCAGUAUCGCCACGUUAACGAGUGGCAGAAACACAAUGAACAGAAAUGGCUGCACAGCGCCCUGCAGAGAAAGGUGGACGCGGCCAUGCUGGAAUAUCUACCUGGAGCCGAGGAGAGGAGAGAGAGACUUCGUGAGCUUCUGGAAGCAGAGGAAACCAAAUACUUUGCCGAGAUGGACGCCCUUGAAGAAACGGUACAGGAGAAACACGACAAAAUGAGGGAACAAGCCAAAAUACUGAGAGAGAAGAGAGAAAAAGAAAGACAACAACUGGUGGCUGAGAAACGGGAGCAGCAAUUCAGCCAACAAUGCGAGGAGCUCCGCGUGCAGCUGGCCAAGAAGCACCAGCGAGAAGUGUGCGCGGACCGGCUGGCCCAGCUGGCUCUGAAGGAAGAGCUGCAAAAGCACCGGCGGGAGGAGGAGCAGAUGUUCGCGGAGCUCUGGAGGCAGGACAGGCUGGCCAAGGAGCAGCGAGACGCCGCCGAGGUGCAGAAAUCGGCGCAGCGGCACCGCGAAACGCUCAACGUGCUCGGCGCCCAGGUCGCGGCGCUCGGCGCUCGCAAAGAGGAGGAGAAGCGGCUGAAGGAAGAGGACGCUCAGUUGCUGGAACAACAGCAGAAGCUGCUUAAGCAAGAGAAUGAACAACGUCAGAUGGAGAAGCGACAGAAACAGAAAGAACUCAGGGACGUGUUGCUCAGCGCAGCCGAGGACAAGAAACAGCAUCUUAAUGAGGAAAAACAAAACGAACUUGCCCUCGAGAUGAAGAUCUUAGAAAAAGCUCUUCAGGAACCCCAGGAAGACCUUGAGGAGAAAACGAAAAGAAAACACGAGCUGUUCAAGGAGCAACAGAACUACCUGGCGCACCGGGCUCAGCAGCAGGAGGAGGAGAAACGGCGCCAAAAGGAAGACGAGCAGCUCCUGGAUGAGGAGAUGGCCAAGAUUUGGGCCAAGAAGGCCGAACAAGUGCGGUUAGAAAGGGAAGCGAGAGAGCAGCUGCUGAAAAACGUCCUGGAUACACGACAACUGCAGGUUGAGGAGAAGCUGCAAAGAAACACAAAGGAGCAGGAAGAACUCGCUCAAGAGAGGUUGUUAUUAUCCAAAUCCAUCGCAGAACUUAGACAUGUAGAAGAAGAAAAAUACGCGAGAAAAGUCAAGGAAAGAAAAGAAUACCAAGAGCAACUCAGGGCUCAAAUCGCCCAGCGACAACAGGCCCGUGAUGCUGAGGAAGAAGAGAAGCGGCGGGAACACGAGUCGAGUUUAGCGGCAGAGCGAGCUUACCAAGAGAGGAUCCAGGACAUUCUAGCAAAGCCUUAUGAUAAAACAGCCAAAAUCCACCCUUUGAGACGAAAACUCACGUCUGACUCUCAAGAAGUUCGCUUAUGAUACUCUCCUAUAGAUUUUUAUGAUACUUUCCUAUAUGUUUUUAUUCUGCUUUUCCACCUCGAUGGGGUGGGCGACUUGGCUGUGGCAGAGCUGGCAACUCCAGUCCCAAUCGCAUCACCCCAAAUUUACCCCCAAAUUUAAAACCCCGGCGCUUGCCGAUACGCUGAAAUAUUUAAUAGGCCGGUGCUUGUUAAAUAUCACCAUCGCAAGUUUUGAUUCCCAAAGGAACAGAAACCUUUGCCUUCUAAAUGAGAGAAUUUCCAGCACUUAGGACACACUUGAGGGAUUUUCUCUGUGUGUUGAGCGCUUUAGUUUCUCUUUAAUUAAAGUCUUAUAUUAAUGGAAAAUCAGAACAGGGAUGGCUGCGCUUUCCUCUGGGCUGUCCUCACCGAUAUCUUUACCCCUUAUACAUUUUAUUUCUACAGUUCAAUUAAAAGGAGACAAACAAGUUUGUUUGCCCGACAAAACUAUUUCCCCCGGCGCCACCUGCGAUUUAUUUGGCUUCACCAAGGACGUUAGAGUGGGAAAAUAAAGAGAUAUCUGCACUA